GGAUUGAUGGCGUCACACUUCCGGCUUGCGCUCUUUCCGAGCCCUCAGUGGGGGGAGGGGCGGAGGGAGUAGGUAUAUAAGAAUCGGUUCUCAGCUUACUCGUCAGCUGCUGUUGGUUUACUUUUCGUGAAGCCAUGUCUGGACGCGGCAAAGGCGGCAAAGGUCUGGGGAAAGGCGGCGCUAAGCGCCACCGCAAGGUUCUGCGCGACAACAUCCAGGGCAUCACUAAACCUGCCAUCCGCCGCCUGGCUCGUCGUGGUGGUGUGAAGCGCAUCUCCGGACUCAUCUAUGAAGAGACCCGCGGGGUCCUGAAAGUGUUUUUGGAGAACGUGAUCCGGGACGCGGUCACCUACACCGAGCAUGCCAAGCGGAAGACAGUCACCGCUAUGGACGUGGUCUACGCUCUCAAACGCCAGGGCCGGAGAGAACCUAGUAUAAUGCAUAUCAGACAUUUGGUUUCUGAUCACUCUCUUGUGAUGGCUCGUACUAAGCAGACUGCUCGGAAGUCCACCGGCGGCAAGGCACCGCGCAAGCAGCUGGCCACUAAGGCGGCCCGCAAGAGCGCGCCAGCUACCGGCGGCGUGAAGAAGCCGCACCGUUACCGGCCCGGCACGGUAGCUCUGCGCGAGAUCCGCCGCUACCAGAAAUCCACGGAGCUGCUGAUCCGCAAGCUACCGUUCCAGCGACUGGUGCGCGAGAUCGCACAGGACUUCAAGACCGACCUGCGCUUCCAGAGCUCGGCGGUGAUGGCGCUGCAGGAGGCGUGCGAGGCCUACCUGGUGGGGCUCUUCGAGGACACCAACCUAGUUAUUUCGGCAGCAACCAUGUCUGGUCGUGGUAAGGGUGGCAAAGGCCUCGGUAAGGGGGGUGCUAAGCGCCAUCGCAAAGUAUUGCGGGACAACAUCCAGGGUAUUACUAAGCCAGCUAUCCGGCGUCUGGCUCGUCGUGGAGGUGUCAAACGUAUCUCUGGUCUUAUCUACGAAGAGACGCGUGGGGUGCUGAAAGUGUUUCUGGAAAAUGUGAUCCGGGACGCGGUCACCUACACGGAGCACGCCAAGCGCAAGACUGUUACCGCCAUGGACGUGGUCUACGCGCUCAAACGUCAGGGCCGUACCCUUUACGGUUUUGGUGGUUGAGUAAAGCAUCUGCUUGAAACGUUUAGAAAAACUAAAGGCCCUUUUCAGGGCCGCCCAA
This is a messenger RNA of Bubalus bubalis (water buffalo), 1194 nucleotides long. RefSeq lists its product as uncharacterized. The transcript has 4 exons. Gene Ontology annotation, molecular function: DNA binding; structural constituent of chromatin; protein heterodimerization activity. Lineage: Eukaryota; Metazoa; Chordata; Mammalia; Artiodactyla; Bovidae. The record is from RefSeq and is a predicted model, not a curated record. Gene Ontology annotation, biological process: nucleosome assembly. Gene Ontology annotation, cellular component: nucleosome. The coding region runs from base 135 to 1136 and encodes 333 amino acids.